GUCGUAUCGUAAUUUAACCCUACGAGAAGAAGAAGCUGUAUAGUUUGGAGAAGGAAGAGAAAGAGAGAGAGAGAAGCAGUUUUUUUUUUAAGAAGACGGAAGAGGAACAAUGGCGGUAGAAGAUACUCUCAAGCCUGUUGUUACGGAAGAAGCGAACCCUAAUUCUACAGAGAAACCGAUUGAUCGAUACCACGAGGAAGGGGACGAUGCUGAGGAAGGAGAGAUAGUCGGCGGAGAAGGAGACGGAGACGUGGACGAAUCGGGCAAAUCCGCCGUUCCUGAAUCGCAUCAGUUGGAGCAUUCGUGGACUUUCUGGUUCGAUAACCCUUCUGUUAAAUCGAAGCAGACCACUUGGGGAAGUUCCUUGCGAUCCGUCUUCACUUUCUCCACCGUCGAGGAAUUCUGGAGUUUGUACAAUAACAUGCGGCAUCCGAGCAAGCUAGCUGGAGGAGCUGACUUCUACUGUUUCAAACACAAUAUCGAACCUAAGUGGGAGGAUCCUAUUUGUGCAAAUGGAGGCAAAUGGACUAUGACCUUCCCUAAGGAGAAGUCUGAUAAGUGCUGGCUUUACACCUUGCUUGCGUUGAUUGGAGAGCAGUUUGAUCAUGGAGAUGAAAUCUGUGGAGCUGUUGUUAACAUUAGAGGAAAGCAAGAAAGGAUAUCAAUUUGGACCAAAAACGCUUCCAACGAAGCUGCUCAGGUGAGCAUUGGAAAACAAUGGAAGGAGUUUCUUGAUUACAACAACAGCAUCGGUUUCAUCAUCCAUGAGGAUGCAAUGAAGCUGGACAGAAACGCAAAGAGCGCUUACACCGCUUGAAACAGUCCCGGCUCUAACUUAUGGCGAGUGGGGCGACCCCUCCUGGGUCUAGCACCGAGUUUUUUUUUCGUUUUAUGUAUCAAAAUUUGAUAAUAGAAAAGCCCAUGACCUAUUAUCUUUUUUAAUAUAGUAUGCGAGACACAAAAUGGAGAGGUCAUUCAAAAUUCCAUUUUCCAUAUAGUAUAUGAUUUCUUUUACCUAAUAACAUCACACUUGA
Messenger RNA from Eutrema salsugineum, 1034 nucleotides. RefSeq names its product eukaryotic translation initiation factor 4E-1. Gene Ontology annotation, cellular component: eukaryotic translation initiation factor 4F complex; cytoplasm. Gene Ontology annotation, biological process: translational initiation. The record is from RefSeq and is a predicted model, not a curated record. Gene Ontology annotation, molecular function: RNA 7-methylguanosine cap binding; translation initiation factor activity. Bases 110 to 817 code for a protein of 235 amino acids. NCBI's taxonomy places the organism in Eukaryota, Viridiplantae, Streptophyta, Magnoliopsida, Brassicales, Brassicaceae. The transcript has 5 exons.